Molecule: messenger RNA, 2736 nt
Organism: Quercus lobata
Lineage: Eukaryota; Viridiplantae; Streptophyta; Magnoliopsida; Fagales; Fagaceae
Product: UPF0481 protein At3g47200-like
Exons: 4
Coding region: 902-2341 (479 amino acids)
Source: RefSeq, a predicted model, not a curated record
CAAUGAAGCAUUUUCUUCACAAUCACAAAGAGCUCUCUCUCUCUCUCUCUCAAACUCUUCCUCUUAAUUUUUGCAGCUUCAUUGUUAAAGCUUUGAGCUUUGUUGAUUUUUGCGCAUCUAACUCAUUUAGUACGGUAACAGUUAUUCAUCUGUUAAUCAAUGUUGGUCUCUAACCAUUAUUUUUUUAAAAUUUUGAUCAGAAACAAGUGAAAUCAUUUCAUUUCUAAUUCUCAAAGCUAGUUUACAUCUGACAUAACCUCAGAAUAUAUCAUAUGUGGAGUUUCCUCCAUCAUAUAUCGUUAACAACUUUUCACUUUGGAAAUUAUGAAAAAUUUUGUGGCCUAGAGUUAUUGAUAUUUCUAUAGAUAUAUUUGAGCUAUUGCACAGUCUUUCUUACGUUUUUUUAAAUUUUUUUUUUUUUUUUUUGAGAAACCACACCAGGAAGAGGGGGAGUCUUUCUUACUUUUAUAGUAAGAUCAAUAUAAGAUUUCCGAAUCAACAAGGGAAAAAAUAAUUUAUUACCUGAUUGGCACGAUUUAGAAUGGGGCCAAAUCAUUAUUUAUCUGCAAAGUUCCUAAAAAUCUGAGCUAUAACUUCUUUCAAAAUCAACACAAAAAAAAAAAAAAACCCUCUUUAUCCAUAAUUCCAAUUCCAAAUGCAGAGGUUAAUGAACUAGCGAUUCUAUUCAGAAAAAAACAAGAAGAAAAAAGUAGCGAUUCUUUUCAAUCAUAAUUGCAAUAUGAGAUAUAUAUGUGGGUUAUCUGUACAUCACGUGAAGUCUAAAGAGAGGAGUACUACUGAUUGUACUAAAUGCUGAAUUGUUUUGUGCUAUACAUGCAAGACUGCAAUAGGACGGGAUUAAAAAGGCUAGAAGUGCUGAAAUUUCACCGAUUUAGAACGCAUGAAAUUUCACAGAUUUAGAACACCUCGGGUCAUCAUGAAUCAUGGUUUAGGGUUUGAAGACUGUACUCGGCUACACUUACCAAAAUCAAAAUCAGAUUUUCCAUACUCCUCCAUACUCGGCUUAGACUCAAGUUUCUUAACUCCACCGGGUUGCUGGUUGCUGUUGCCACCGCCUAACACCCCACCUGACGCCGCCGCCUCACAUUGUUUCCACAUUGCACCAUGGGUCUUCUCAGCCUCUCAGACUCGGCUUCCUAGUCUCAGAUCAGGGUCGUUCUUUCAGGCUUUCAAUCAGCAGCUACACUUCAAUAACCGAGUGGCUCUUGUCUUUGUUAAGGAAGAGAACUUAGAGAUGGAACAAUCAGCUAGUAGGGAAAUUCAACUAGCAACUGCUUCAACAAAUAAUGAAGAUCAAAAUGCUCAAAAGGAAGCAGACAUUUCAGGUGGAAAUGAAAAUAAAAAUGAUGACUUGGUAAUUGAAAUUAGCAAAAUAGUCAAAAGGACGGAAAUUCAGUUAUUAGAAGAGUGUUGUAUCUACAAACUUCCACGCUACCUUCGUAAAUGGAAUGAAGAAGCCUACCCUCCUCAGGUUAUUUCAAUUGGCCCGUAUCACCACGAAAACCAAAGAUUGAAAGCCAUGGAAGAGCAUAAAGAGAGGUACUUCAGGAGUUUCAUGAAACGGAGCGAGAGAAGCUUGGAGUAUUUAGUAGGCACGGUGAGGGAAAUGGAAGAACGCAUUCGCAGGUGUUAUGAAGAGACUAUUGAUCUUACCAGUGAUAGCUUUGUGAAAAUGAUAUUGCUGGAUGCGUGCUUCAUUCUUGAGCUUUUAUUCCGACGUAGUUCAUUACGUUUGACAAGUCAUGACGAUUCUAUGGUUGUGGAACCAAGGGCUGCUGCUGUGAAGGUUGACUUGCUAUUAUUUGAAAAUCAGCUUCCAUUCUUUGUUAUGAAGGAACUACAGCACCAUGCAUUUCCGUCUCUCUCCGAUGCAUUCUUUUUUAAGAAUAUUUUUUCCUACUUUGACGUGUUCACCGACAUUCAAUAUAGGCAGCCCAAGCCCAAUGCGGAAAUUGCACACUUCACCGAUCUUCUUAGAACCUUCAUGUUACCCUCACCCGAGGAGUUACCCGCAAGAAUCACUGAACAUCCGAAGCUUUUGUACUCAGCAACACAACUCCACAAGGCAGGAGUAAAGUUCCGGCUUGGUAAAAGUGAACGCUCUUUUGAAAUAAAAUUUGAAGAUGGUGUGUUGGAAAUCCCAAAAUUAGAAAUAGAGGGUGUGACGGAAGUUGUUAUCCGAAACGUUAUGGCAUUAGAACAAACUUGCUAUAUAGGAAGUGCGUACUUUACUGAUUACUUCAUCUUCAUGGAUUUUCUUAUCAAUUCCAGAAAAGAUGUGGAUUUACUUACCAAAAAAAAAUCUUGGUCAAUUACCUAGGUGACAACAAUGCAGUAAUGUCCAUGAUUAACAAUCUCAACAAAGGAAUCGUAUCCGAAACGGUGAGAGAUGAUUACCGUAACCUCUAUGAAGAAUUGAAUAGGUUCUAUGAGAAAUCUUGGCACCGCUGGGAGAAAACAUUGAAAAGUGAAUAUUUUAGCACCCCUUGGAGGUUCGCUUCAACAGUGGCUGCAAUUGUUCUUCUGCUGCUCGCUUUUAUGCAAACAGCAAGUUCUAUGAUUGAUCUUCUAUCUUCACGAAGUAACAUGGAUUCAAAGACUUAAUAAUUAUGAUGGUUGUUUCCCUGUUCGUUGGAAUUGACGUCGCCUAUGUAAAAUACGCAAAUUAUAUAUUUUGUUCUAUGUUAUUAUUUCUAAUGUAAUUGAUCUUGCCGA